AUGGAACAAAUAAACAAAACAACAGUGAAAGAAUUUGUUCUACUGGCUUUUUCCAAUCUCCAAAAGUUUCAGAUCUUACUUUUCAUUAUUAUACUCCAAAUGUACAUCAUAAGCAUCGCUGGAAACUUAGCUGUCAUUACCUUAGUUAAAACUGGAACUUCACUCCAUUCUCCAAUGUAUUUUUUCAUCAGUGUCUUUGCUGCUUUAGAAAUCUCCUUUGUGUCUGUUACCAUUCCAAAACUCCUUGCCAACUUGAUUGCAGCAGGCAAUAAGAUCUCUUUCAUAAAUUGCUUUGCACAGUUAUAUGCAUUUAAUGCACUUGGUGUAACAGAGUGCUAUAUGCUUGCAGUUAUGGCCUUUGACAGAGAUUUAGCAAUUAACCAUCCUUUAAGGUAUUCUGCAAUUAUAACCACUACAGUUUGCACUGCUUUGGCAAUAUUUCCGUUUACAAUAAGUUUUAUCAUUGCUUUAAUACCCACUGUUUUUACAGCUGAUUUGUUAUACUGUGGGCCCAAUGCAAUCAACCAUUUUUUCUGUGACUUGGCUCCAGUGCAGAACUUAGCUUGUUCUGAUCCACUAAUUAGUAAUUUAGUCACCAGCAUUGCAGCUGUUUUUGCCAGUUUGACUCCUUUUAUUCUUAUCUUAGGUUUCUACACACACAUUAUUAUCACUAUAGCCAAAAUUAAGAGUAUAGAAGGGAAAAACAAGGCAUUCUCCACUUGCUCCUCCCACCUCACUGUUGCCUGCCUCUUUUAUACUUCAGUCAUCAUAGUGUACAUAAAGCCAAAGGGUAGCCAUUAUGAUAAGUUUCUUGCUCUUAUGUACACAAUUGUUAUUCCAUUUUUAAAUCCAUUUAUUUAUACUUUAAGAAAUAAAGAUGUAAAGGAUGCUUUUCAAAAAUUAAACAUUUUCAAGUUGAGAAUUUUCUAA
Messenger RNA from Nanorana parkeri, 930 nucleotides. RefSeq names its product olfactory receptor 493-like. Bases 1 to 930 code for a protein of 309 amino acids. The record is from RefSeq and is a predicted model, not a curated record. Gene Ontology annotation, molecular function: olfactory receptor activity; G protein-coupled receptor activity. Gene Ontology annotation, biological process: G protein-coupled receptor signaling pathway. Gene Ontology annotation, cellular component: membrane. The transcript has a single exon. Lineage: Eukaryota; Metazoa; Chordata; Amphibia; Anura; Dicroglossidae.